Messenger RNA from Dufourea novaeangliae, 411 nucleotides. RefSeq names its product oxidoreductase-like domain-containing protein 1. The coding region runs from base 61 to 411 and encodes 116 amino acids. The record is from RefSeq and is a predicted model, not a curated record. NCBI's taxonomy places the organism in Eukaryota, Metazoa, Arthropoda, Insecta, Hymenoptera, Halictidae. Gene Ontology annotation, cellular component: mitochondrion. The transcript has 2 exons.
ACCAAAGGCAUAUUUGCAGUGAUCAAGGAGGUGCAUCCACAAAGUGCAACGAAAACAACAAUGAACUUAGCUCGGUCAAUUGUUAAAAAUCAAUCGUGCAAUUGUCGGAAAAUAUAUUCCAUGUAUAGGAGGUGCGUCCACGAUGAACAGGGAACACCAUCAUCCGAUGGGAUGAAUAAAAAAGAAAAGAACAUUGAAAAUUCCUGUUCGAUAGACGACAUGUCAGAGCCAACGAAUUGUUGCAUGUCUGGAUGCGCGAAUUGUGUGUGGAUUCAGUAUGCGGAAAAGUUGAGCGACACGCUUGAAAAGAGCGACGCGAAUCUACAAAAAUUAAUUAUCGAAAAAGUGCAAGACCCUAAUAUGAAAGCGUUCCUCAAGAUGGAACUAAGGUGGAGGAAUCUCAUUAAGUAA